AUGGCCUGGUUUUCUGCCAACAUCAACGACACCCUCUCUGCAGCCAGGUCCAACACUUGGACUACCAUCAUCACCGUCUUCUCUCUCGCCUUCGUCUAUGUUCAAUAUCGCCGCAGUCCGUGGAGGAAGCUGCCACCCGGGCCUAAAGGCGUUCCUGUCCUUGGCAACAUCUUCCAGCUUGGCAAAACGCAGUGGUACACGUUCACGGAGUGGAGGAAACAGUAUGGCGACGUGGUGUAUCUAAACCUCGCUGGCCAACCUGCCGUUGUCCUGAACUCGCUCAAGGCAGCUGCCGACAUCCUGGACAGGAGAGCAGGUCUCAAUUCGGAUCGUCCGAGCUAUAUUGUAGCUUCCGAGAUGAUGAGCAGGAAUAUGUUCAUGGGAUUCACACCGUACAACGACCUCUGGCGAACGAUGCGCCGUGCCUCUCACGAAGGCCUCCACAAAGCCAUCACACCCAACUUCCACCCGACCCAAAUGAAGGAAGCAGCGAUUCUAGCGAGCGAGAUCAUCUCGACGCCGAAGAACUGGGACAACCACCUCCGGCGGGCUGCAACCUCCGUCAUCGCUUCGAUCGUCUACGACACGCCAACUCUCAAGUCCGAGGAGGACCCGUUGGUGAUGGAGGUCAACCAAUUCACGGCAAGGCUGACGAAGGCGGCGUUGCCUGGUGCGCACUUCGUGGAGAGUUUCCCGUGGAUGAAGCACAUCCCUGCUUCGUUGGCCAAGUGGAAGCAAAUCGCCCUAGAAUCGUACAAGAAAGAUACAUCAAUGCUUACUGGCCUUAUGCGACCCGUCAGGAACCAGAUCGCUGCUGGCGAGGACAGGCCGAGCUUCUCCGCCACGGUCAUCAACGACAAGUCACAUAACAUGACGGAGGCGGAGAGUGCAUGGCUGGCGGGGAGUGUCUACGCCGCCGGAGCAGAGACGACUUCGGCUGUCAUGGCGUGGUGGGUUCUGGGCGUCAUUGCAUACCCCGAUACUCUGAAGAAAGCGAGAGAAGAGAUAGAUUCGGUCGUUGGAAGGGACAGGAUGCCGACGUUUGACGACUUUGAUCAUUUGCCGUACAUAAGGGCGAUGGCGAAGGAGGUGCUGAGGUGGCGCCCUGUGGCACCGCUCGGCUCUCCACACCGCUCGACCGAAGACGACACCUACGAAGGCCACUUUAUCCCCGCCAACACCAUCCUCAUCUCCAACAUCUGGUCCAUCAACCGCGACCCACUCGUCUUCGGACCAGACGCACACGAGUUCAACCCUUCGCGGUUCAUCACCAAGGAUCCGAAGACCGGCGAGACGAUGCUCGUGCCAGCCCCAUACGACACGAAAGACGAACACCACGUUGCUUUUGGGUUUGGACGGAGGAUCUGUGUGGGCCGAUAUGUCGGGAAUGAUAGUCUGUUCAUCGAUAUCGCGACGUUGGUGUGGGCGAUGAAUAUUGAGUAUGUCGGGAAGAGGCCGAUUGAUCUGGAUGGCUACGUCGAUGAGGGUAUCGUCAUUCGUCCGCCAACUCUCCAGGUUAAAUUCAGCCCUCGCUCGCCUGACGUUCGCGAGAUCAUCGAGAGGACGCUCGAAGAAUUUGGGUAUCAAAAGUGA
Cyclocybe aegerita is the source of this 1593-nucleotide messenger RNA. Lineage: Eukaryota; Fungi; Basidiomycota; Agaricomycetes; Agaricales; Hemipholiotaceae. The record is from the annotation of a GenBank genome assembly.